Messenger RNA from Eleginops maclovinus (Patagonian blennie), 1797 nucleotides. RefSeq names its product mucin-5AC-like. Bases 233 to 1351 code for a protein of 372 amino acids. The transcript has 9 exons. The record is from RefSeq and is a predicted model, not a curated record. Lineage: Eukaryota; Metazoa; Chordata; Actinopteri; Perciformes; Eleginopidae.
AACAGGUUAGAGACUCUCACAGUCGAGAGCCAGAGACCGAGAGACCGAGAGACCGAGAGACGUUACAGGGAAUAUCACUAAAGCAUCAGAGGGUAAAACCUCCAGAGCUCUGCUGCUGCUGUUCACCACAUUCUCACAGAAGCACUUGUCCUUCAGUUCCCAGAAGAGAAAUAAAGAAGCAGCAGGUUAGAGACUCUGACAGUCGACAGCCAGAGACCGAGAGAAAAGCACCAUGUCUGAAUUCAGAAGGAUCCUAAUGUCUUCAUUCCUGAUGCUGCUGCUCCGCUUCACAGCUGCAGAUGUGAAAGGUGACUCCCACAUUGUCAAAGUUGGAGGUGAAGUCACUCUGUCUUGUGAAAAUGUGUUACAUGAUCAGGAUGAGUGUGAGAGUACUACCUGGCUCUUCAGUGAUUCAAGAAGCACAGUGCCGCUGUUUGAAAAGGGAAAGAUUCACAAAGCUAAUUCAGACAGACUGAGAGUUUUGAAAAACUGUUCUCUGGUUAUAAAGAAGGUCACAGAGGAGGAUGCUGGUUUUUAUUCCUGCAGACAGUUCAGAUCAGGACAACAACAAGGUCCAGACUCUCUGGUUGAUCUGUCUGUUGUUAACAUGACUGAACAUCAGGACACUGAUAAGGUGACGUUACGCUGCUCUGUGUCGACAUCUGGAGACUGUGGACUCACAGUGAAGUGGCUGUUUCAGAGUCGAGAUGUGGAUAAAGAUCACAGAGAGAUAAAGACAUCAACGUCUUCCUGCUCUGCCUCUGUGACAUUUCUGACAUCUCAUUUUAGUUACACACCAAGGUCUAAGUUAUUUAAAUGUGCAGUAACAGCUGGUGGCAACGUGCACACCUUCACUCCUCAGUCCUCAGGCGAGGACACAAAUCCAGCAAAGACUAAUCCACCACCACCACAACCAACAACAACAACAACAACAACAACAACAACAACAACAACAACAGCUAAACCAACAAUAACAACAACAGCUAAACCAACAACAACAACAGCAACAACAGCUAACAACAACAUGAACUCAGGCUGGUGGUGGGGGCUCAUCGUUGUGACAGUGGGUGUUGCAGCUCUCACAAUAAUCUCUGUGGCUGUCAUCAGACGGAAGAGGACUCAGGGGAAUGAAACGAUGAUGGAUGACAACGUGGCUGAUCCUGAAGAAGGUGUUUCCUACGCCUCCAUCAGCUACACCAGGAGGAGCAGCGGUAGAGCCAGGGCUCAUGGUGAUGAAGAGGAUGCAGUGACCUACAGCACUGUGAGAGCUCCCUCCUCUUCCGCUGCAGCCUCCGCUGAUCCCAGCCUCCUCUACGCCACCGUCGACAAACAGAGAAAGAAAUUGUUCUAAUGUUUAAAACAAUAGCUGAUUGUUUGGAUCUAAUCUUUAGAAUUUAGGGGCAAUGCUAGCAGAGUUAUGAUAAGAAUUAAAUGAAUUAUGUUUUGCUUUUUUUGGCUUAAUAGCAGCAAACAGAGAAUACAGCAGCAGAUUUAUGAGAACAUGUGAGUCCCUCUAGAGGGGGAUUGUGAAAGGGGCAGACAUGUUGGAGUUAAACUGUACUCUUAAUACUUACAGCAGCGGCAAUUCUUAUUAAUCAUUGCUUGGUUUUAUUAACUCUUGUUUAAUUAUGUCAUUUAACGGAUUAUUGCAUUUUCUAGUACAUUUGAUUGUGUUGUAUUUGAUCAAAUUCAGUUUCCUAACAGCAAAUGUAUUUCCUUUUAACUUAGAUGUGUUUUGCUGUGUUUUUGCUUCGGACAAACAAACUUUCUCAGGUAUAAAUAAACUCUUUCAGAGGA